Molecule: messenger RNA, 8704 nt
Organism: Acanthaster planci (crown-of-thorns starfish)
Lineage: Eukaryota; Metazoa; Echinodermata; Asteroidea; Valvatida; Acanthasteridae
Product: zinc finger MYM-type protein 3-like
Molecular function (GO): zinc ion binding
Source: RefSeq, a predicted model, not a curated record
AACCGUACAUGUGUCUUCACCAUUCGUCUCUUCUGAGCAAACUGCUGUUUGGACUAGGAAACGGGAAACAUCGUUUGCAAAAAUGGAAACACACAGGAAAGAUGAACUUUUUGUAAAUGUAGAAAAGGAACAAGAGAGAUUGCUAUCAGAGAUAGAAGUUACUCCUGUGACAGAGAGUGAAGAAGGAGAAAACAAUGUUAGUAUGCAAGAAUCUAUACCAAGAAGUGCAUGUACUGUAGAAGACAGCUCUGCAGUCAUGGAAGAUCUGGAAGUUGAUGCCACUGGUACUUCAGAAUCAAGUCGCAUUGUUAAACAGAGUGAACAACUUGCAGAAAGAGAGCCUCCUCAUUGUGUGGAUGGUAUUUCUUGUUCAGUCAUAUCAGAUUAUGAUUCUGAUAAUGAAAAUCAAAAUAAUACUGUGAAUGAAUCAACUUCCAAAGUAGCAGAAGAUUUGAGAGAUCAGAUUCAAGUCAAAGAGAAUGAUGAAAACCUGUGCACUCAAAAUCGUCAUGACGAUGAUAUGGAGUGUCAGGACUUGAAGGAGAUGGUCUCCUCACAGGGAGAUAACAGGACUACAGAAACACCCAUUGAUUACCAUCAAUAUGAUAAAGAUGGUGCAUGUGUGGCAUUUGAAGCUUCAAUUUUGUUGCCCCCUGUUUCUGACAAGAUAGAAGAAAGUAAAAUGGUGGAUAGUAUGCAUUCAAACACACUUGGAAUCACUGAUGAAGGCUGCAGUGCUGGCAUGAGUAGUUCUAAAAACUUGAACACUUUUGGACAAGAUAUAGAUUGCAGUCAGUACAAAAUAAAGAAAGAUGGGCCCCAAAAAGAACAGACAAUUGAUGACGCACUGAAAAUGUUGAAUAAAUCUGAAGAAGUGAAGGGAGAAAUAGAGGCAUCUGAUGAUAUUUUUGAAGAUGUUGAAACUGGUGACACAGAAAUUGAGAGCAACGAUAAGAAAUAUAACCAAGAAGGCAGUGAAUCACCUGAUAAAGAUAGCAAAUCGGGAGAAAACAUCCAUGUACUUGCUACAGAUGAAACUUUUGAGAGAGGGAGUGUGAGUGAAACCAAUCAGGUGUUUGCUGAAGAUGAUGUAAUUUUUCAUCAUGAUGCUACUUCAAACUUGACUAAUGCUAACAUGUCAGAGGAAAGCAAGAUCCCAUCCAAGACAAGCACAGCGGAGAAACGUAGCAAGGCCUCAUAUAAAGGAUUCAGCUUGGGUAACAUUGUAUCAAGACUCAAAAUACAAGUGGAAUCGAAACAAGAGGAAGUUGAUAUCAGUGAAACGAAGAAAGAUGCGGGGGAUGCUAUUCCAGAAAAGACUCAAUCAAAGCGAAGUGAACAGAAACAGCAGGGUAAACAGAUGAGAGCAGCAGCCCAUGCAGCCAUGAUGAUGUGUAAAGAUAGUGACUAUGAUGAACAGGAGACUCGUAAAGAGGAUGCCACGCAACAAACUGAAGGUCAAUCAAAGGACAUAACGACAUAUGCUAGCAACACAAUGGAUGAACUGCUAGGAUUGUACGGAUAUGAUCAACUGGAGAAGGAUGAGUGUGAUGGUCUUCAAUGUAGCAGCAGCCUGUCAAAGAGCAAGAUACCAAUCACAGGCAGUGUCACCAGUCUGAAACAAAGCCAAAAACUAGGCCAAACUCAAAAAGCGUCUCAAGAAGAUACUGGCUUGGUAAUUUCAAAUGUUACAUCUAUGGCCCCUGCUCAAGACACUGCAGAAGAUCCUUUAAAGGUGGUUUCUAAAAAGAAGAUCAACUACUGUGCUGAGUGCAGUCAUGCUGUAGACGAUACAGCCCUGUUAGUUGCUUCAGAUCACAGCUUUUGUUCUCAAGCUUGUCUUGACAAUUACCAGGGACGACAGACACUUGUAUGUGACUACUGUUGUGGCAUGAUUACACAAGCAGCAACACAAAAGUUUGUCAGGGAGACACAAGAAGGACAAAAGAAGUUCUGCUCUCAACCAUGCUCUGAGGAGUUUUCCAAGAGAGUAAGGAACUGUAGCACUUGUGGCAAAGAGAUCUCCAAAGCUUCUGAGGGUAUUCUGGCUCCAGUUGGCUCAGGGGGCAAGUUUGUUGACUUUUGUCAACAAGAGUGUGUUGACAACUAUGGAAAGAAGCCAUCAGUAACUCAACAAGACUGUGGUAAACAGGACGGUGGUCAGCCUCGAUACUGGGCUCAAGACACAUACUUUGUGUGUGCUGUCUGCAAAAAUUAUGCCAAGGCCAAGCAUGUGAUCAGUCUUCAAGGCAAACUGAACGGCUUGUGUUCUACCGACUGUUUCACACAAUUCAAAGAAAAGAACCAGUUAGCAUUUUCACUGUGUAGCCAGUGCAGUGCUUUAUGCUCUAAUCAAAAGAUGAUGAGAAGCAUUGAAAUAGAGGGCAAAGUACAUCGCUUCUGUAGUAUGAGAUGCUUCAAGAUGAAACUCAAACGUUCCAUGAGCACCAUAGCAUGUGCUGCCUGCAAGAAGCCUAACUGGGCCCAGAGCAUGAUAGAGGAAUGGAAUGGCACAGAACUUGUGCGAUUCUUUUGUUCUACAGCAUGUCUUGGCAAAAGAGAAACCAUACCCUUCACAUCUACUCAAAAUGUGACUGUGCCAACAAAUAAGACCUCAAUACCACCACUUGGGAAGAGUCAGCCUUCAUCCCUGAAGCAGCAGAAGCCUCAGCAAUCACAGCAGACCUCCCAAGGUAGUGGAGCACGUCUGACUUCAGCAGGUGGAAACAAAUGUGACCAUUGCUCCAAGCAGCAGCGCCCUCAAUAUCAUCUGACUAUGUCAGAUAAUAGCAUUCGCAACUUCUGUUCCUAUGGAUGUGUGAUUGCUUUCCAAGCCCAGUUUAAUGUACCUCCAGUUACUCUUCCUCAAGAGACUUUACAGCUAACAUGUAGCCAAUGCCAUCAAGGUUUCUCCAACAAACCACUGCCUUUAGAGUUCAAAGGUGCUGUCAAUGUUUUCUGUGCACAGAAUUGCAUGGAUGAAUUUAAGAGGGUUAACUCUGUUGUUGUGGAAUGUGAUUAUUGUCAUCUAGAGAAGAUUCUCCAUGAGCGUAUUUACUUCUCAGGCGAGGCACAUAGCUUUUGCAGUGAAGGGUGCAAGCUACUAUUCAAACAGCAGUUUGCACAGCGAUUAGGUCUCCGCUGCACUGUUUGUGAUUACUGCGCACAGACCUGCCGUAGUCGAGUGGAGCGUAUGUAUGGUAACCAUAAGAAGAAAUUCUGCAGUAUGGCCUGCAAAUCACAGUACGACAAAUGGCUGAGCAAAGGAGCCAAGUGUGAUGGUUGUAAGUGCACUGGACGAAAGCUUGAAGAGAGCUUCAUAUGGCGCGGUGAAAUGAAGAGAGUGUGUAACCAGCACUGCCUCCUGUUGUUCUAUGCACAACAAAAUAUUCCAAAUAUGAACACCCAGACACAGUCAACGAUACCAGCAAUUCAACUUUCUCAAGUUGCACCAAAAACCACCACACCUGUCAUUACCAAUGUUGUUUCACUAGCUCCCGGACAACAGCAGACAAGUGGCUCCCCAAACAACAUUCAGUAUCAACCAAAAUGUGCUACCCAAAAUAUAGUGGCUAAAAAAUGUCAUAAACAAACACAGAUAACCACUGCAGCCCCCAAAGCACAUCGUCCUCCGCCCCCUCCUGUACCUGUGCCUCCUGCUCCUACCAUGGUGAAAAACAAGGUUACCCUUGUCAAACCAUUCACUCAAACUAAAUCUGUGUCCUGCAGGCCUCUCACAUCUUCUAAGGCAACCAUGACCGAUGAUCAGCAGCCACUUAUAAUACCAGUUCCUGUACCCAUCUUUGUGCCUGUACCAAUGCGCCUUUAUACAACUCCUGUGCCACACCCUGUGAGUUUGCCUGUGCCCAUACCUGUUCCAAUGUUCAUACCUGUUGCCUAUAACAAUGCUGACCGUCUGCUGGCAUCAAUCCAAGAGAUCAGUGAGAGGAUCCCAUCAGAUCCACUAGAAGCAGAGAUGCUCAUGUUGGCAGAUGCCAUUGCAGGAGAUGAAGGAAGCAAAGGCAGUCAAGACUCCAAAGUGGAUGGACAGCUGGAGAUGAACAACCUGCAAACAUUAGCUGAAGGUGAUGAUUUUGGUGGUCUUGGAUUGGAGAAUGCAGAAGAUACUGAACCAUCUCACUUCCUAGCUGACAGUAUUCUUAAGAUGGCUGCUGAUAUUGCUGAGGUUCUAGAAGACGAUGGAAGCACUGAACUACAAGAUGAUCUGAAUUCACUUCAACCUGUAGAGGAACCAAGAAUUGAUGUAUCAGUGCGAACUACUCGUUCCAAAUCAAGUAAAACAUCAGGUAGACGUGGACGCAGCCGUGGAAACAAGCGUGCUUGUGUUGAAGGGUCUUUAAAUCAAGAUCCAGAAGAACCCCCACCACAAGUGAGACGUAGCAAAGAUGAAUCUCGUAAUACUAUUGGAGUUAAUGCAUAUCGUUACUUUGUGUUCAAGAAGAAACAAAAUGUAACAGGGAAGGACUUGAAGAGCUUCACAUGGAAUCCCAACCUGUUGGAAGUUAGUACUGAAGAACUUGGAUACAUUCUGUGUUUGAUGUGUAAAGAAGGAACACAGCCCAAUGGAAACAAAUAUUCUGCAGAUGUUCUACAUCUCAUCUUCCUGUCAAUACAGCAACAUCUCUCUGAUAAUGGCCGCCCUGAAAAUGUCUUUACUGAUCAAUUUUACCGUCGGUUUACUGAUCUUUUACAUGAUGAGAUCAAAGAAUGGAUGAUUGAUCGGGAUCCUAUCACUGAUUUCAUCUUGAAUACAUGCAUUAAUGAGGAGACAUUGUGGAGUGCUAAACAGCUUGGAGCUCAUUCCCCUUAUAUCCUUCUGAGCACAAUGAUCUACUUUAAUACCAAGCAUUUCCAGCUCAAGACUCUCGCCACUCAUAAGGCAUUGGCAUUCUGUCGUAUCCAGAAACAUGUCCGUAAAGUGGGUACAACUCGAUCAUUGUUCCUGAGAUACUAUCCUGCAGACCGGAAAAAAGCAGUGAUAGAACUUGCUGGAAAGAGGAAACGGGAUCGUGAUUCCGAGAUGGAACCUUCUCGACUGGAGCAGUCAGAGAAUACAGAAAAUCCUUUGCGUUGCCCAGUUAGGCUAUAUGAAUUCUACUUGUCAAAAUGCCCUGACUCAGUGAAGAGCCACAGUGAAUUAUUCUACCUUGUACCAGAACGCUCUUGUGUUCCAGACAGUCCAGUGUGGUACUCGAGUGCACCUCUGGCAGAUCAUGACAUGUCCAAGAUACUAACUCGCAUGUUGAUGGUGAUGGAUAUAUACGAGUCAUGGGCCGAAAUUAAUAAGGAUGAAGAUUACUAAGAUGUGCAUUCUCAAUAUGAGAGUCUCCUGACAUGCCUGACUGACAUCAUACAAUAAGGAGCAGCUGGAACGACUACAUGGGGUGUUGAUGUACAUAUGCUGUGCUACAAUAACAGUUUUCAAUGGUUAUUGGCACUGUAGUUUAGAUCUUUCUCCACGAAUAAUUGAGUUGCACUCAUUGAAUAUGUUCUGCAAAAGAGUAACUGCAUAAGUCAAAGUUGAGAAUCAAGCAGAUUGCUUGCAUCUUUGGUAUAGUGUUCUGCAGUGUUUGCUUAUAUAUUCUUGAGUGGAGCUUGUCGGCAUUAAGUACAUACUGUGCUCCUUUGCUCCUCAAAAAGGAGGGGAAAACCUCUUCUGUAAAAUUUUCUAAUUCCAAUCGCAGUUUUGUAAUUUCAUCUGUUCUUUACUUUUUGUCUUCCCUUUUCAAAACUUUUUUCAGAGUAGCUUUCGUUUGAAUGGUACAAUGUUAAACUUGGUAUUAACAUCAAUCCUGAUACCAAGUUGUGCAUAGUACUCUGACAUUAUGAUGCCAUCGUCCAGGACAAAAUUUGUGUUCCAAAACGAAAUUUUUUUUUAAUUCUGGUGUAUCUCCUGAACUAAAAAUGAGAUGCCUUGUACUUGUUUGUGAUCUUGUGGUUCCAACCCCCAUUUUUGUUUCCUGAAAAAGUUGAAAGAACUGUUUGGGGGUUAUGUAUACCUGCAAUGCAAUGAUAAAUGAAUUUAACUUAAAAAUGAAACAUUUUCUAAAGUGCUAGGCACUACAAACUGAUAAAAUCAGCCUCUAAAAGGUUAUACCUUAGCAGAACAUCAAUAAAAGUUUUAUUUAUUUUUUGUAAACAAUAAUUAGUAUGCCCUAAUUUCAUCACGGGACUACAAAUAUCUUGUUGGAUGGGAACAAAUUGAUUUAUGCAAUUUCAAAACGUCAACCCAAAACUUCUUGUAAGGAGGAUUUUGAGGUGAGGGGCCUUGGAUUAGUGCGCAUCAGAGAUUUUUUAUUAGCUGCACCAACCGAAGCAGCUUUUGUUAAAUUUUUUUUUUUCUUUUUCCACUUUUUCCCCAUAGACAUUAAAAUUCACUUCAAACCAGGUACAGUUAGACUAUCAUCUGGAGAUGUGUGCCGAAUCAUGACAUCUCAGGACGUCGUCACAUGAUAGAAUUUCUAUCACAUGAUAGAAUUUUGAAUAUUAAUUUUUUCCCCAUUGACUUUGUACACAGAUUUUCGAAGCCUUUUAUGACACAAAGCAAAGCCUAAGCCACCCAAAAUGUACUAGCAAAAAAAGGCAUGAUGUCAUCAGGUGUUAAAAUACAUGCACUUAAAUUUCAUUCAUGUUAAAAUCACAUAAAAAUCAACCUUGACUUCCCGCAGCUCACUUUUUGCACUAAGUUAUCAAAGUAAUUUUCCAUCUGCAUUUCUUCUUCUGGUCCAAACCGGAAGUGCUUCAUUUAAAAUUGGUCACAGAUAUAAACUUACUUUUAACUGUGUUAGUCUCCGACAAUGUUAUUCUUCAAAACAUGUUUCGAUGACAUCAUGCAAAAUUUUAGUCCCAUCUGGUAAAAAAUUUCAAAAAAUGUAUUUGAAUAGAUGUCUGUGGCAAAGUUGGCUAGAAUCCCUUGAAAAUUGGUAGAUACAUUGACCUUUAUGCCUGCAACAUUUGUGCCAAAAAUUGGGUUGAUGAUAUUAUCACCUGAAUCACCAUCAUCAUUGAAAAUCGCAAAAAAAUCAAUCCAAACAGUCUGAAGUUGCCCAUCAAAAAUAGAGUAAAUAUCCACAUCCAUUAAUGGUCUAAGGUAUUUUGCUUGUCACACUGUUCAUAUCGGCCAUGCACUGAUAAUGAAAAAACCGUUAGCUGCUAAUGACAGCAACUCGACCAAUGGGGGUAAGAGCAGUAAGCUGUGAGAUCAAUAUACUUUGUACAUGUAAUGCAUAUAAUGAAGCCACACUGUUUCGGGGCUUUGUAUAUCAGCAUCGUCGCUGAUCUUGAUGUACCGCCAAACAUGUAGCUGUGAAAACUUUUAAAUUACGGACUUUAUGACUGCUGUUUGAUUCCCACCCUUUCCAAUUUCAAAUUUUUCCAACCAAAAGAAUUCCCCAACACAGCUCAGUGUUUGUUGGUAGACAAACACAAUGUUCGUCUUAUUUUUACAACUGUUCUAAACAGUGAUGCAGUGUAACAUUUGAUAUUUGUGUAGACAAUUUCAUUUGCUGUUCAAUUUUUUAAACAGCCAGAUCUCAGCACUUACUUACUCCUGCAACAGAUUCAAAUUUAGUGUGUGCAUUUAGAGGUACAAGAUAUUAGUUUAGACAAACAGAAAAUUGUUGGAAGAUGUUGGCAAAACACAGAUGUGUGUGCUAAGCUACCCCAGCACAUGUUGAACAUGUCUUCUGAACAGUGCAGUGAUAGGUUUCAUGCACACAUGCAUUUUUAAAACUAUGUAUGAAGAUAAGUGACUGAUACAGUGCGCAUGCCUAACAUGUGAACAUAGUGCUUGGUCAUGUGAGCUACAUGUAAAAAUAUUGUGAGGUUUAAAUUGAAAAUUUGAGUGACUUUCCAAAUUUGUGUUCUUAAGAUGUAGUAUAAAAAUUACACAUGUACGCAUAAUUAUCGAGCUUUGUAUUGUAAAAGUAGGGCUUGUGGUAUUUACUAAAAGCACAGUAUUUUGGUUAAAGAUCACAUUGUCACAAUAAAUAGGAUGCUUGUAGUUUUAGUCCAUACAGUAACCUUAUGCACUCAUUGUUUUUGUCCAUGAUAUAGACAUACAUGUAUGUAGGUAAUCUGAUUGUGACAAAGUUAAACACGAUAUCUAAAUGAUUUGUGGGUCUGUCACAUGUACUGAAUUAUUCAUUCCAAUGCCGAGCAUGGCCACAUCACAAAAACCUAUUGUUUCUAAUUCCAUAGUAAAGAGAAGUUGUAAUCCAUGGAUACCAAAAUUUGUUAACUCAUGUGAUGCAGCUAUUUAUUUGAUGGAGGGCAGGGACUUGGGAUUUAUUCAGGAGAUGAAGGGAUAUUUCAGGAUUUAUUCAGCAAUUUAUAAAAAAACUUUUACAUUUGCGCUGUUGAACGAUUUUAUUCACUUACAGAUGACAGGUCCAGUCACUCACUUUGUAAAAUUUUUCUUAGCACUGCACUCAAAAUCACUGUGUAUAGUAGAUUAUCUUACAUGUACUUGCUAUUUAAUCAUGGCAUAUUGCAUAGAACUAUUAUUUGAUGAAUAUUAUGGCAGGUCUUGACCCACUAGACCAGCAUACAAAUUCUACAAAAAACUGCUGCAGGCUAGUAAAACACAUUCUUUAACUUACAUGGUGGGCUAGUAAACAAUUACCUGCCCAUUUGAAAUCGUUGUCACAUUUGUAAAGAGGAAUAAAACAAACCUAAAACUGAU